AUGCCACCGCAAUCCAAACCUAGUUUGUUGGAGGUAGUGUCAUCCGUAGCGCCUGUACCAGGGACGCGAGGUCAGUUCACCGUCACAAUCACUCGAGAUUGGUGCACUCAACAUUCUGUUUUGGGAGGAUUCUCCGCGGCGGUCAUGUUGUCCGCUGGUCGGAAAUUUCUCGAACAGGAGCUGGGCGAUGGUCUUUAUCCCGACCCCGUGCAUGCCUUUGUGCAGUUCCUCCGGGAAGUCCACCCGGGCGAGUGCACCAUUACCUGUACCAUCUCACGAACCUCAUCUCGACGAUGCGUCGUCACGGUUGAGUUGAAACGUGCUGCUGCUGCUGCUUUAAAGGACCAGAGAGAAACCCCGAACACAACAGGAUCACCAUCACUUAUAACCACUACCCUCGGCGUUUUCACUUAUGCCGAUAUCUCCAAAGAGCAAGGCCUCACCCUAGAGCCCCAUUCCGCAUCAACAAAAGUAGCAGCAGCAGCAGCAAUUAGACCACCAUUACCCAACCGACAAACAGAAUGCACCACCAUCGACAACCCCGUUGUCGACGCCACUCCGGUAACCCGCAAGAUGCAUUGGGUUGCACCCCGCUCCGCCAACGGACUCUGGGGCCAUCGUCUCGGGGGACACAACCGCGAAGUCUGGCUCUCCUUCCGCGAUGGGACCAAAUUCUCCGACAUUCUACAUCUAGCAUACCUCUCGGACCUGCCCCUCCAUCCCGCAGCAACCCAUACCCCCGACUUCUACGCCAAGCACGCCAUCUCCACCCUGUGUCUGUCGAUCGAGUUCAAGAGACGGCCCGAUCCGGCCACGGAAUGGGUUCUGACCCGCUCCACCUCGUAUCAGAUCGCGCGCGGUCGCUACGAUGUGAGCCUGCAGAUCUAUGAUGAGUCCGGUGCGCUCCUUGCGUUGAGUCAACAUGUGGUUUUCGUCACGGAUCUGAAGCCCGUGUGGGUGGAGGGAAGGUUGUGA
Aspergillus fijiensis CBS 313.89 is the source of this 975-nucleotide messenger RNA. RefSeq names its product thioesterase family protein. The transcript has 3 exons. The record is from RefSeq and is a predicted model, not a curated record. The coding region runs from base 1 to 975 and encodes 324 amino acids. NCBI's taxonomy places the organism in Eukaryota, Fungi, Ascomycota, Eurotiomycetes, Eurotiales, Aspergillaceae.